AGGAACGUACAGCAUGUGGGCGACCCCGGGCCCCUUGUCCGGCUGCCCUGACACCUGCCACAGCCCGGAUCCCCCUUCCUCUGCCAGGAUGCUGCUCCCUCUGCUGCUCCUCCCCUGGGCAUGGGGGGCCCUGGCCGCCUCCCCUCAUCUCCCCCCAGCAUCUCUCACCCUCCGGGUGCUUAAAACCACCGUCUUCAACAACGCCAGCUCCACGGACAUGCAGGGGAUGGCCCUGCUGGGCGACCUGGAGACCCACUCCAUGGACUGCAGCACCUGCGAGAUCCGCUUCCUGCAGCCCUGGGCCCAUCAGGGCCUGACCCCGAAGCAGUGGCAGGACCUGGAGCUGCUGAUCCAUCGCUACCUGUCUGACUUCUUCCAUCUGGUGAACAAAGUGGUUAAGGAUCAAGGAGAGGGCUACCCCUUUGUUACCCAGGUCUCCUUUAGCUGCAAGCUCCACCCCAACGGCACCUUGAUAAGCUUCUGUGACGCUGCGGUGAACGGCGAAGACUUCAUCAGCUUCAACGUGGACACAGGCAAAUGGGUCAGUCGGCACAGGGAUAAGCUGGGGAGCUACGUCCAGGAUCUUGUCAACCGGGAUAAGAGCAUUUCCACCCUGUUUCCGUUCCUCCAUAGAACAAUGUGUGUCUAUGGGAUCGAUACCUUUGCCCAGUACGGGAGAGAGUCUCUGGAGAGGCAAGAGCGGCCGGUCGCCGUGGUGUUUGCCCGAGCGCCUCCCCCAGCCGGGACCCCCGUGCCAGUACUGCUGGUUUGCCGGGUCACCGGUUUCUACCCCCGGCCCAUCCGUGUGGCCUGGCUGCAGGACGGGGAGGAGGUGGGGCCGGGCGGGCGGCUGAACUCCAGCGGGAUCCUGCCCAACGCGGACCUGACCUACCAGCUGCGCAGCUCCCUGGCCGUGGGACCGGGCUCCGGGCACAGCUACGCCUGCCGGGUGCAGCACAGCAGCCUGGGGGGCCGGAGCCUGCUGAUCCCCUGGGAGCAGAGCAGGCCCUGGGGCCCCGGCCUGGCUGUGGGCAUCACCCUGGGGGUUGUGGCCGUAGCCACCGUGGCCGUGGUGCUGUGGCGGAGCAGACGCAGGGGCUACCAGGACAUUAGACCAGGGGAGUCCAGGCCCUGAGGGGAUGGCACCGGCCCAGGCGUGGGGAUCAGCCCCUCUCCUGGGGACAUGGACCAUGAUUGUUUUCUCCUGCAUUGCAAUUUGAUGUUCCUAUUCAAAUGCUCUGUGUAAAUCAAUCCUGUUCUGUGUGUGAAUAAGGAAUGUGUGAGUUAGAAGAUAAGUGGAUAAAGGAUAAGAUAAAGGAUGAGAAAAACAAUUUAAGAAAAGAAGCACUUGUCAAAGGACAGUUCAGCAUGAGGGUGCAGAACUCGUUGGUCCCAAUGAAGUAAGAUCACUAUAUAAACAGGGGGCUUUGCCAUGAAACUUUGGGUUUGUCCUGCCAAGACUUCCCCGGAGCAUUGUGUCACGACCGACAGAACCCGGCUCCUCCCUACCCAUAAUCAACCGAGCUGGCCACUAGAUUGAUCUGGACUGGUAACUAUGACAUCGACUGGCAGGACAGUAUGUGUGUGUGAUUGAACGCAUAUGCUAAUUGUUGUAUUUCCAAUAAACGUGGCGUGUUGCC
Messenger RNA from Malaclemys terrapin pileata, 1640 nucleotides. RefSeq names its product antigen-presenting glycoprotein CD1d-like. The transcript has 6 exons. The record is from RefSeq and is a predicted model, not a curated record. Gene Ontology annotation, biological process: antigen processing and presentation, endogenous lipid antigen via MHC class Ib; immune response; positive regulation of T cell mediated cytotoxicity. Gene Ontology annotation, cellular component: external side of plasma membrane. Bases 14 to 1135 code for a protein of 373 amino acids. NCBI's taxonomy places the organism in Eukaryota, Metazoa, Chordata, Testudines, Emydidae. Gene Ontology annotation, molecular function: exogenous lipid antigen binding; endogenous lipid antigen binding; lipopeptide binding.